Thlaspi arvense is the source of this 1269-nucleotide messenger RNA. Lineage: Eukaryota; Viridiplantae; Streptophyta; Magnoliopsida; Brassicales; Brassicaceae. The record is from the annotation of a GenBank genome assembly.
CCUCAUCAGAAGCUGUAAAACCUGUCUUCACUCUCGUAGACCCUUAUAUAAACUACUCCAAACUUCGUUCAAUUUUCAUACUCUCUACUGUUUUCUUUCUCCGAUCUCUUGAACGCAAAAUCGACCUCGCUCAAAUGGCAUCCAACGGAGAGAAAGGCCUCAUCGUGAGCUUCGGCGAGAUGCUCAUUGACUUCGUCCCAACCGAAUCCGGCGUCUCCCUCGCCGGAUCCCCUGGAUUUCUCAAAGCUCCCGGCGGUGCUCCGGCCAACGUCGCAAUCGCUGUUUCACGUCUCGGAGGUCGCGCCGCCUUCGUCGGGAAGCUCGGUGAUGAUGAGUUCGGUCACAUGCUUGCCGGAAUCCUGAGGGAGAACGGCGUCGAUGAUAAGGGGGUCAAUUUCGACAAGGGAGCGAGAACCGCACUCGCUUUCGUCACGCUCCGUUCCGACGGGGACCGAGAGUUCAUGUUUUACCGGAACCCGAGCGCCGAUAUGCUUCUCCGUCCAGAGGAACUCAACCUCGAACUAAUCAGAUCCGCCAAAGUGUUCCACUAUGGAUCAAUAAGUUUGAUAACGGAGCCAUGUAGGUCGGCUCACUUGAAGGCAAUGGAAGUGGCGAAAGAAGCAGGAGCUCUUCUUUCCUACGACCCUAACCUCAGGGAACCUCUUUGGCCAUCGCCCGAAGAAGCUCGGACACAGAUCAUGAGCAUCUGGGACAAGGCUGAGAUCAUCAAGGUCAGUGACGUGGAGCUUGAGUUCCUUUCCGCAAACAAAACCAUCGAUGAUGAGGCAGCAAUGUCUUUGUGGCAUCCCAACUUGAAGCUCUUGCUUGUUACUCUCGGCGAGAAGGGCUGUCGCUACUACACUAAGGAUUUCCAUGGAGCUGUUGAACCUUUCAAUGUGAACGCGGUGGAUACUACCGGAGCUGGAGAUUCCUUCAUCGGCGCGUUCCUAAGCCAGAUUGUCGAUGACCACUCUGUACUUGAGGAGGAAGAGAGGUUGAGGGAAGUGCUGAGGUUUGCAAACGCUUGUGGAGCCAUCACGACGACCAAAAAGGGAGCCAUUCCAGCUCUUCCUUCGGACUGUGAAGCUCACUGCUUUCUCAAGGACAAGUAGAGAGACGCGCAAAAGGAUCCGAAUUCUUUUUGAUAUUCGGAUCCUUGCUGAUGAUUCUGAUUUGAAAUUCCAAUGUUUUUCCUUUUCUGUUUUUCUCUUUAUUAUGUCUCUUCUUCUUCAAUGUAUUGUUUUAGAGAAACUUGUGUUUCUGAGCAUC